ACAUGCACCACUCAAAUUAAGUUAAACAAAAUAUAUUAUAUACAUGAUGUUUCUUUCUCAGAAACCUGUUUCUAACCCCUCUUCUUCAGCUACAUUAAUGCUUUGCAUUUUUGUAGUUCUCCUUUCUGAAGGUUGUAUUCUGGCUCUGUCAAAGAACACUACAUUUCCGGCUAUCAUUGUGUUUGGAGACUCCAUUGUGGAUCCAGGGAAUAACAAUUAUAUCAGUACAAUAAUCAAAUGUGAUUUUGCACCGUAUGGAAGAGAUUUCCAGGGAGGAAAACCAACCGGAAGGUUUAGUAAUGGAAAGGUCCCCUCUGACUUCGCAGCUGAAUUCUAUGGCAUUAAGGAGCUGUUACCAGCAUAUCUUGAUCCAAAUCUAAACCUACAAGACCUCCUCACCGGUGUAAGUUUUGCCUCUGGUGGUGCCGGAUAUGAUCCUCUCACUUCUAAAAUAGUGUCUGUUUUAUCAUUAUCGGAUCAACUGGAACUAUUCAAGGAAUAUAAGGAAAAGAUAAAGUUAGCAAUGGGGGAAGAGCAAACUACCAACUUUCUUUCUAAAGUCCUAUUCAUAAUCUGCACUGGAAGUGAUGACAUUGCCAAUACUUACUUUACUACCCCAUUUAGAAGAGCUCAUUAUGACAUUGAUUCGUACACUAAUUUAACAAUCAGUUCAGCCUCACAGUUCUUCCAGGAGCUUUAUGGGGAAGGAGCGAGGAGAAUUGCAAUUCUUGGGUUGCCGCCAAUUGGGUGUGUACCGUCACAGAGAACGCUCGGAGGAGGUAAACAAAGAGGCUGUGUAGAGGCUGCAAACCGUGCUGCGACACUCUUCAACUCCAAGCUCUCUGCCCAGGUGGAUUCUCUCAAGAAAAGUCUUCCAGGCCUUAAGACAGUCUACAAUGACAUCUACAAUCCAUUGCUUUCCAUCAUCCAAAACCCUCAAAAAUACGGAUUUGAAGAGGCAAACAAAGGUUGCUGUGGCACCGGCAACAUAGAAGUGAGCAUACUGUGUAAUCAACUCAGCAACCACAAAACCUGCAAGGAUGCUUCGAAAUUCGUAUUCUGGGACAGCUACCAUCCCACAGAGGCAGCCUACAAGAUCCUUUCCUCUGUUAUUCUUAAUCAACACCUCAAUGACCUGCUCUGAUUUCAAGAAAAGUUACAACUUUACAAUUCUAUAUGAGCAUUCUUUUGGAUGUUUUUCCUCUUUAAUUGACAUAAAAAUGUAGGCAAAACUGCCACUAAUAAUUUUUCUUAACGAGUCCAAACUGAAAAUUCCUCUUACCUACUGUAUCCUGAAAGAAAAGUUCUUAAUCUAU
Rubroshorea leprosula is the source of this 1316-nucleotide messenger RNA. The record is from the annotation of a GenBank genome assembly. NCBI's taxonomy places the organism in Eukaryota, Viridiplantae, Streptophyta, Magnoliopsida, Malvales, Dipterocarpaceae.